Messenger RNA from Adineta ricciae, 1465 nucleotides. Lineage: Eukaryota; Metazoa; Rotifera; Eurotatoria; Adinetida; Adinetidae. The record is from the annotation of a GenBank genome assembly.
AAAAGCAAUUGAAAUGUUUAAAGAUGUGAAUAAUCCAGAUAGAGUUCUUCGUGGUCUUUUGUUUAACAGUUGUGCUCAAGUUCGAACAGCAGAAGCAUUAGAUGUUGGUAAACACGUGUGGUUUUCCAUGUCAGAAAUUGAACGAAAAAAUGAGUAUGUUACCGUCGGUGCCUUCGACAUGUUUGUGAAAUGUGGUGAUAUCUCCAAUGCUGAACGAUUAUUCAAUCGAAUGACACGGAUUGUGAUUACCUAUGGACAAAUGAUGAAGUGUUAUAAUGAUCAUCGCAUGCCUCUGAAAACUCUCAAUCUGUAUGAUAAGAUGAAGAAGGAAAAUAUCGCAGUCAAUUCAGUCAUUUUUGUUCUUGUAAUCGAUGCAUGUGCUGAAUAUGGACUUGAAUCACGCUGUCGAUUGAUCGCAAGCCAAAUUCCGUCUUCUAUGUUGCUUGAACCGGAACUUCGAACUACUUUAAUUCAUAUGUGGGGCAAGGCGGCACGCGUGAAGGAAGCAAGGGAGAUCUUUAUAAGCCUGAAUUCACCUAAUGCCGCUGCAUACACUGCUAUGAUUAAUGCAUAUGGGUUGAAUGGAAUGGGUUAUGAGGCAAUUCAGCUCUAUCAUCAAAUGCCAGUGGAAAUCCGAAAUGAAAAAACACAUGUCUGUGUACUGAACGCCUGCUCACAUUCAGGUCUUGUUAAUGAAUGUCGUUCAAUUUUUGCAACGAUUCCAAACAAAAACCAAUUCAUUUAUACAACAAUGGUCGAUUGUUUGAGUCGAUCAUUCUUCUUUGAUGAAGCGAAACAGUUGAUCGAAGAGUUUGAGCGUCAUCAGUCGCCUGAUGUAACCAUGUACAAGGCCAUACUGUCAGGUGCUCGUAAUCGAAAGGAUGUUUCUCUUGCGCGAGAAAUAACUCAACGGAUAAAACAACUGGGUCAUACUGUCGAUGACGAUUUCAUAUCGGCCUCAGUACUUUUCGGUAACACUUUGGCAUCAUCAGGCGAAUUAGAAGAAGCAUCACAACUAAGACUAGAAAUGAGCCAAUCAGGUAUGAAGAAAAAAGCGGGUGUAUCUUGGACUGAAGUCAAUGGUGAAAUUGUGGAAUUUCGUGUCAAAGAUCGAAGACAUCCACGAACAGAUGAAAUCUAUGAUGAACUUGAUCGAAUCGAAAAGGAACUCACUGAACAUGGUCAUAAGUUCGAUGCCAGCUGGAUAACACGUGAAAUGAGGUCUAAUGAGACUGUCGCAUCUAUUCUCAACAGUCACAGUGAGAGAUUGGCACUUGCAUAUCAUUUCAUUCAGCGGCCAGUUCCAUCACGCAUUCAAAUUGUGAAGAAUCUCCGCAUUUGUGGUGAUUGUCAUGGGGCAAUCAAGUUGAUCAGUCGAAUUCGUCAAUGUGAAAUUAUUAUUCGUGAUGCGAACCGUAUUCAUCUUUUUUCAGAUGGGAAAUGUUCAUGUAAUGAUCAUUUUUAA